GCACAGAUCCAUUUUCCCUCUGCCUCGGCGUCACUCCAAUAGCCGAUGUCAUCAUUAGGGCAAACGAUUUCUCUUUAUUGCCUAUCUCUCUAGAAAGGAGUAGUAAAAGAAGGUUCGGUUUUUCAUUGGGUAUGAUAUUGAGUGCCGAUCCGGGAUACUCCGAAGGGCUACUAGGUGAGCAGUGGUGCCAAGGCACAUUAUGGGCUCCUAGGAUCAGAUAUCCUUUCGAUGAGAAUAAGAAAAUAUUCUCAGGAAGAGACCUUUCAGUUCCUCCGUCAUGGGGACGACUCAGUUGUUCGUUUCCCGGUGCGGGGAAGAGGAGGAUAUUUGCCAUCUGCAACUACGUUAAUCAACGUCUCCUGUAUCCACUUCAUCAGUGGUUCAUGAAGGCUUUGAGUAUGUUACCAACUGAUGGUACCUACUCUCAGCUUUCACCUCUUAAGAGAUUAAGAGGGGAGCGUGAAUCUUUCUCAUUCGAUCUGUCAGCGGAAACAGACAGGUGGCCGCUGACCAAUUUCUCAGGUCUCUUUUACAGCAGGACAGCCGCUUGGCAGCUACUCUUCUUGGCCACUCUUUGCCUUCUCUCAUCAUAUGAUGAUUUGGUUGGCAGCAGAGAAGCUGAUAGACUUGAAGAAGAAAUCGCUAAUGUCAGGGCGGAUAUCGCCAACGUUAGCACAGAGCUUAAGCAAGUCAAUUACAUCGAUCCUCGAACAGCGUUUAAUUAA
Molecule: messenger RNA, 725 nt
Organism: Striga hermonthica
Lineage: Eukaryota; Viridiplantae; Streptophyta; Magnoliopsida; Lamiales; Orobanchaceae
Source: the annotation of a GenBank genome assembly